Molecule: messenger RNA, 1803 nt
Organism: Leptosia nina
Lineage: Eukaryota; Metazoa; Arthropoda; Insecta; Lepidoptera; Pieridae
Source: the annotation of a GenBank genome assembly
AUGGCGUAUGCAAAGUCGUUACUUUGCUUAUUUUACGGAGUGAUAGUGAAUAGACGAAAUUUAAAUUGUGGUGGAGUACAUAACGUGAACAUGGCUACGUGGAGACUACUUCUUGUAUGUGCAGUGCUGGUGCAUGUCGAGUGUAAACAAAUACACUACAAACGUGAAACAAAAGCUCACCUUUGCGAUUCAGUUUACAAUAAUACGAAUAAAAUACAAUGUUAUUGCAUACGAGACUCUCGUGAGGAGAACUUAGUACGAAGCGCUGAUUGCUAUCCCACUGUCAAUGGUAUAACAGCAGAUGAUCCUAAUUGGAAUAUUUUCAACGAAUUGGAAAACGUACAUAAACUGACAUUCACAAACACGCGAGGGAUCGUUUUAAAAUACAUACCGACGCAAGCUUUAAAAUUAACCAAAUCCGUUCUAAAGCUCGAAAUCAAAUACGCCAGCAUUGAUAGUAUCGAAUCGUAUAGUUUUGCGAAUUUGUCAUUUGUCGAAGAAAUAACAGUGCGGGAUAAUCAAAUUAAUAUUUUGAGAAGUAACGCCUUUGCACACCAUCGAGAUUUGGUAACUAUCGGUCUGGAUACAAAUAAUAUUGUGGAAAUAAACAGAAACGUAUUCGUAGACCUACCAGCAUUAGAAAAGCUCUAUUUAACUAGCAAUAAAAUAACUACAAUACACGAUAAGGCGUUCAUGCAUUUGUCUAACUUAAGAGAACUAGAAAUCGAUAGAAAUAAUUUGUUUAGUCUGAACAGUGAAACCUUUUCGGGGCUCAAAAAGUUAGAAAAGCUAGAUCUUAGUAGCAACAGCUUAGAAGUGAUUGGGGACAAUACAUUUUUGCCAUUAAAAAACCUUCAGUCAUUGAGUUUGGACGGAAAUAAAAUACAAAUGCUUGACGAAAAAGCUUUCCAUGGUCUUGUAAGUCUACAGUCCCUAUCGCUCGCCCAUAAUUCUUUAAAAGAAAUUAAAAAUCUAAAGAUGUUUAUCGGGUUGAAGUCGUUAAAAGUCAUAAGUUUGAAAGGAAAUCAACUGCGAAGCCUUGAACCUGAAGUAAUGGCCCCUAUUCUUGAGAACCUUUUUGACAAUAUUAGCAGUUUGGAUGUAGAAGACAACACUUUUCCUUGCGACUGCCGACUGGACUGGUUCUUAUCACUAAUGAAUAACACACGAAGUUCUCACUUAAAGCUGGCAAUUGAGAACCUAAAAUGUAUGCCAAGUCAAGAGAUCAGAGAGAAAUGGGCCAUGACUGUUGAGGCUGAGAAAAAUUCGCAAGAAGCUGACGAAAACGGUCAAGCAAACGAUUACGAAUACUAUGACGAUACGCAACUUAACGGCAAAUUGUUUUACAUCGAUAUGCGUUUCCUGCUUAACUGUUUGAAGAACUAUGAUAGCCUUCUUAAGCCUGACCUGACGUCAACAACGAAUAUGUCCAAAAAAGAAGUAACAACUACGACAAUUACAACUCCUUCUUCUACAACGCAUUUACCAAUUAAGGACUUGACUACCCUUAAAGAUCCACUUCUAUCAGAAAGACCAGCUAAGCCUAUAAAUAUAAGAAGUGAUAAUAAGAAGCCAAGUGUUUAUACGACCAGCCGUUUAUCAACUGUGUCAGCCAAGCCGAUGGCUAAUGAAUAUUACGAUGAUCACAUGGCAGCUGAUGAAGGGAAACCAGACAGGAUUAAAGCACACAGGAGUAUUCAAGAUAAUACUGAACAGAAGGGACCCUUCAACUUUGCUUAUAGAACGUCGGGCUGUGUUUUAUUAGUUGCUAUAGUGUUUAGUGUUACCUGUUUACUAUACUGA